Acanthaster planci (crown-of-thorns starfish) is the source of this 3583-nucleotide messenger RNA. Its product is annotated as F-box/LRR-repeat protein 18-like. Gene Ontology annotation, biological process: SCF-dependent proteasomal ubiquitin-dependent protein catabolic process. Gene Ontology annotation, molecular function: protein binding. Gene Ontology annotation, cellular component: SCF ubiquitin ligase complex. The record is from RefSeq and is a predicted model, not a curated record. NCBI's taxonomy places the organism in Eukaryota, Metazoa, Echinodermata, Asteroidea, Valvatida, Acanthasteridae.
UCUCUGUUGAAUGUCCAGGACAAGUUUCAAGGCCUCGUGGGAUGAGUCGACCGUUGAGCUUGUCCAGUCUGGUUUCAUUCACCGACUUCAGGUGACGUUCUCUCGCUCAAGUUCUAGACGCGUGAUGUAACAAAAAAAUCCGAUACAAUGAUAGCCGCAUGCAUUUGAUGACUAUGCAGUUAUGGCGGCAGAACAGGACACGGACAUUGCUGGUUGGACACUGAACAGUCUACCGGCCGAAAUCAUCUUCAAGAUACUGGACUUGCUGCCGGUUGGGGACAUCUUAACCUUGGCCAAUUUGGGGCCACAUUGUAGGCUGGGCCGGAUCGCUGCAGACCCUUCGGUUUUUAGGACUUUGACUCUGAGUAAGUGCUACCACCUUACUAGAGACACACUUAAACUCUUGCUCUCGAGACGAAGGGAUGACAUUCGAUAUUUAGACAUCUCCAACUGCUACUGGCUGUCUUCCAAAGACUUCGGAUCCUUAGAUUUCCGACUACCAAAGCUAAGGCACUUAGACGUCCGCCACACGGACCUCCCCUUCAAGACCCUCCACAAAAUCCUCUCGCACACUACAUCCUUGCGGAGCUUGUCCUGUGACCUGAGCAGCGGAGUCAAGCUGUGCGACAUCAGCCGGCCAGCCGUGCGGAACCUCCGUAGGUUGAGGGAGCUGAACGUGGUGUGCGUCCCCGGGAAAUGCGUGGGCAAGAACGGCGAGCGGUCCCUCCUGGAGUACGGGAGCCAUUACAGAAAGUUGGAGGCUUUCAGCGUGGACUCCAGAGACACGGAGAAUGUCGACAUGGAAUGUUCGUGUAGUGUACGUCUCGAUGACGUCCUACCAUUUGACAAUCUCAAACACGUGAUGAUUGGACAGCGAGCGCGCGACUCGCACCGGAGGAGCUUAGAUUUUGACUCGCUGAAGUUGACAGCCAAUCAGUGUUCUGUGCUGUUCGCCGACGGCCGUUUCAGCCAAGUAAAUUCCCACGAGGAUAAUAAGCUGGAUACCACGGCAACUGCUUCUUCACCAAAGAUGUUCUCACUGCAAAUGGUUCGUGUGCCCGACCUCAAACUCCCAUUGUAUCACAGUCUCAGAUAUUUGAAUAUUGCUGGGAAUGUGCAUUUCACAGGAUUGCGUGCGGUGGCCGCAAACUGCCCCUUCUUAGAAAGUCUAAACAUCAGCUUCUGCAGGGAUGCCUUGAAAAGGGUUUACAAGAGGGAAGAGUGGACGGACCUGUCGGCCUUCCGUAUCUUUGCCGAGGCCAAGACGCCCCUGAAACAUCUCAAUAUAAGUGGCCUUCAUCUUCAUCUCCCAGACAACGAGCUGUGUGAAGUGUUGGCAAAAUUUCCCGGUCUGGUUUCCAUCUCACUGCCAGUCUGUGGACUGCCGGAGAGGAGAGGCUCAGUACCUGUUGAUGGUUUGACCUUCAGUCAAAUCCGAAGUAGGAGCAGAAGCUGCGGUUCUGUUGAUAUCAAGUGCGACCACUGUUUGAAGAACGAAUGGAGAAGCCCAGGAACCAGUAUCACAAAAGAUUUGGCAAAGCAAGAAGGCUGUGCGUACUGCACCAGUGACCUCUCUGAGCUCGUCAGGGGUUGCCUCAAGAUGCAAUCAUUUGAGCUGAUCAAGACGGGAUUUGUAUCUUUCCUGAGCCCCAGAUCAGCCUCCAAGGAUGAAGACGUCAUACGAUGUGGAGACAUCAUGGAUCCCGAGAGUACACUCCUUUGCAUCUCAAGAUGGAGGCAUCUGACCUCGCUAGUUCUGGCGGGGCUACCCAGCGUAUUCCACGGGCGGAGCCUGGUUGCCGUUACCCAGGGUUGUCCGGAGCUCCGCCGGCUGUCGUUGGCUCAUCUUGGGCCCCACCCAUACGACCAGUGCUUGUUCAUGGAGGGUCUGUGCCAGGCGCUGAAAUACGCCAAAAGAAUGCAGGAUUUCAGAUUAGAGCAGCCCAAGCUCACUGGCAUGGCGUCACUGCUGCAGAGUUUACAAAGCUGUAAACGACUGAGCAGGCUGUGCGUCAUCACACAGUGCGGAGGACUUAAAUCUCUACACGUCAAAGACCUGGACGAUGUAAUGGACAAGUGCCAGGAUCUGAUGGUUCUGCAAGUGAUUUGCAACUCUUACUUUGAAACCUGUGCCAAGUGGCAGCAAACCUUACUGGACAAGUACAAGCCGGGCAGGCCCGCCCUUCACGUCAUCAUCGCCUCCUACAAGAAGUGCCAGGCGACUCGAUGGCGAGACAUCUGCGAUAAGGUCCCGUUCGUCCACCUGGAGGAGCUGACGCUGUUCCAGAGCAACGUGGCUGCCAAGGCGCCCUCAUGGAGGGACAUACAGGAGAUCCGACGACGGGAGCUCAUGGGAGACUGACGAAGACAAAAAAUGCUCCUGUGUCUACUUGACUACAAGAGCCAACACACAAUCACUAGAAUGAGCUCCAAGAUAGACCAGGAGAGGGCGCAAUUUCCCUAGCAACGCAGGCUCCUUCGGUAGGAACUGUACUUGGAUGGGUCGUGGAGUAUGAAAUGCCUGUAUGUUCAUCGCUACCAACAAAAUGAGCACUCCAGACCAACAUGGCUCUUUCCAACCAAUGAGGGGGGCUUCUGCUUGCGACAGAUAGUCUUACAAUGCGCUACUCUCGCUGUCUGCCUCAUGGCUUAACCCUUACCUAUUCAAAUACAUGUAUAUUUGAAUCAGUCUUAUUCAGAGUAGUCUGUUAAAUGGCGGUGGUGCUGGACUAUUUGGGGUUCCAAGCCUUACAAUCCACCUUACGUUUUCGUCAACGUCAAUCAGCAAUUAGUUUCAUUGAUAUUUUACAUUAUUGUGUUUAGUUUUACUCUCAGGUUCCCCAAAUCAAAUGCUAACGGCGCUUUCAAUUCAAUAUGGGCAACUCGUGAAGAAAGUCUGUGCCAAAGUUGCCGAACUCCAACUCCAGCAGGUCUCAAUUUCAUAGAGGCGCUGGUAAGCAGCAAAUACUACUGUACUCCACGGAUUUUUGUGCUAAGCAGCUGAAAAACGGGCCAAAUAAAAACAGUAUGCCAUUCUCUCUAGCAGUCAGUUUUCAUUUAGCAAGUAGUUUUUAUUUUAAUAACUUGCAUCGGUUACACAGGCUCUAAACCUUUUCCUUCGUGAUCUGUUUCAUCUCAUUCUGUCUGCUUUUCUUGUUCUUGUCAAUCGUAUAUUGGACUCUGUUUUCUACUUUUCCAGAUGUCUUUCCGUACAUCAAGAGUAUUGUUAUUUAGCACUUUAUACAUUCUGCGAUAUUUUUUUUGAUAUGCAAUGAAUCAGUUAUCUGAAAUAAAACCAAACUUUUAAUCAUCUUUUUGUCGAGUCAGUGCAACAGGGUUGUAUCUCGUGUACCAAACAAAUGCGAGUUACUAUGACCUUGCACUGCCACGACGUUUUAUAACAUUGACAGAUCUGUCUGUGGCAUGGGUACACAUCUACAUGUGCAUCAUGAAAAAUGGUGCGAUUCGAUCCUCGAUGGUUCACUUAGUUCCUGUUUUAAAGCUAGAGCCCUAUUAGAAAUGGGCAUUUAUACUGAAAACGUGUUGCAAAGGGGAUUGGGAAAUAAAUGGACCAGAAACUUGA